AUGGCUGCCGAAGCUGUAGAUAAUUCUAAAAAUGAAUUUACAUCUGAAGCAUCUUUGUGCCUCACUAUAAAUAGUUUUCCAGCUAUUUGUGUUAUUACCCUCCGUCCCCUCUCCAUCUCAGGUCCGACAAGGUCAGUGUGGGCGACGGAGGGGGGCGUGGCUGACCUUCCCUGCAACUUGACCUCUCCCCUACUGGCUGACCCAGCCCUUCUGGUGCUCUGGUAUAAGGACGGAAUCAGUAAGCCCAUUUACAGCUACGACAUGAGGAACAGCCCGGCCAGCCACUGGAGGAACCCCUCCCACUUCGAUACCCGCGCCAACUUCCACACCGCCUCCCUCAGGUUACAACGGGUGCAUGGAGGUGACGAGGGUACCUACAGGUGUCGAGUGGACUUUAAAACUAACCCAACACUCACCUACACCACCAACCUCACUGUUAUUGUUCCCCCUCGACGUCUAGAAAUCUACACCGACCUCGGGGUGUUCACCCGGAGUGUUGUGGGUCCUUUUACGGAAGGGGAUACCCUUCGCCUAACCUGCCGGGCCAGGGGAGGCUCGCCGCCUCCUAGAGUCACGUGGUGGGAAGGGCCAACCCUACUCGACCUGGCCUCAGAGGUAAAAGAGGUACAGGAAGUGAGUAACUUACUGGUGGUGCCCGAACUGUCUCGCCAGGAUCUCCGUCGAGUCUUCACCUGCCAGGCCUCCAACUCCAACUUUACCGCUCCUCUCCUCGCCACGGUCACGCUAGACAUGCAUUUGAAUGAUUCACUGAUACAUAAUCUCCAUGGAUCAGCUGCGGUGAAGCCAUCUCCGCCUCCAGAGAAGCAGCAUCAGGAGGAAGAGCUGGUGAAGCCUAUCAUCGCCGUGGUGGCUGGAGUGCUGGGCUCCCUCCUUCUGGUGCUCGCCGUCGUCUGCGUCCUCGUCAGGGUGCAUUACGGGCGUCGCAGAGCGUGUGGGCGCGCAUCGGACCCCGUAGGAGGCGAGGAGGAGGCCAAGCUCUCACCCACGACUUUAAAAGACCUGCCGCCUCCUUCAGCGUCUUCAGGGGCAGAAUCAUGGGUGGUGGGCAGUGUUACAACCAUCAGCUCGGCGUCUAUGCCCACUACUUAUACUACCCUUCCGAGGCCCUCACACCUGACCACGCCACCUAGUUAUCAGCCGUGUGGGACGGAAGACGUGCAGUAUAACGAGCUGCUGCUUAGUGGAGCAGUGAGCACCUCCAGUAUUUCUCACCACCACAACGACACCAUAACACAUUCUCCAAAUCCCCACCUCCACCAUCACCACCAUCAACACGAUCCUACAGCUCAUUCUCCAAUCCUCUCUCACCACCACCUUCACCACCAAGAGUCCUGUGUGGAUCAUUCCCCAACACAUCCUCAACCCACUUUAGAAGACACCCGCCCCCACUACCCUCAUUCCCACCAACAACACCCAUCCUAUACCCACCCUCUCGCUGCAGUAGCUGCGACAUCACCCAUACAUACCGUCCAUACGCCCACGCCGCCCAUUCUUAGCGGACGCCCACAGGCAGGACAACCUAAACUCUCCCAGUGGUCUCCUUCGUCAACGUCUAUAGGUGGAAGACACUCUAUCAGGCGAGAGCAUCACCUCUGUGACACUGAGGCAACUGUGCCGCUCAUGACCAGCCAGAAGGAGAGUUCUGUAUAAGAUCUGCUGCGCAGCUAGAGACUCGCUUUAUGGUCCAGAUCAUGACACUGAACUAUGAAGUACAUGCAAGUAUAAAUAAUUAUGCGAGACAUGUUCUUGUGAAUACCAAGACAUUCUUAAAUCGACCACGUCCUUGUGAAUGUAGAAUAUGUCUUAUCAAGACACGUUCUUCCGAAUCCUAAGAAAUACUAAACAAGGACAUAUUCUUGUGAACGUAAAAUUUUGUAUUAAAGACAUGUCCAUGGGAAUCCUAAGAAAUAUUUAAACCACUUUCUUGUGAAACCUAGAAAAUACUUAUUCAUAUCUCUUGGUCAUGGAUCUGGCCGCGGGGGCGUUGACCCCCCGAAAGACCCUCGAGGCAUAUCUCCAGGUAUCUAAGAAAUAUUUAUAUGUCCUUCCAACUCCUUGGCGGUUCUUGAUGAACGUGUGACUCAAUCGUUUUCAACUGUCUAACAACUCUAAACAAGGUAUAUUGAUAGCAACAAGCACUGUGUUAUGUUGGAAUUAGAGAUACUGAAAACAGCUAGAUAUACAAAUACGAAAGUAUAAUAAACAUUGAUCAAUGGUACAAGUGAGCCAACAUGAAGAAGAGGAUACAGAAGAUAAGAGUAGUACUAACUACUUCGGCCUCAACUGAGGCCUUCUUCAGGAAUCUGCUAAAUAAAGUUUCAGUGGUAUGCCUGGAUACAUAAUAUUCCUGUUAAUUUCUGUCAUGUUUUCUCGCUCAUUCACUUGUUCGAGAUAUCUGUAAUCUACAGUGUUCAAGUGAGGUUGAACAAAAAUGAGUAGUGUGGUAGCUGCAUCGCUGCCAACUGUGCUUUGUGCCUUGUGCUGAUAAACACCGCUGAUAUUAUAGGUCAAGGUAAAGUAAAUUCAGAUGGAAAGUCUUAAGAAACUGAACACUGCUCUUUGAGAUUUUCAAUCGCCCCGAAUCUUUUUCUUUUCAUUACCACCCCUCGGCUUCACAAUCACUUUGUUCCUUCACCCUUCUACGCUACCACUUUGUCCCUAGACCAACCUCCCCACCACCAUCCUUCUUCCCUUGCCAUCUUUUUCUUCCACACUGCUUCGAUCCCAUUCUUUCUACAAACCCACUCCUCCACAAGCCCUCCACUCCAAAAACCUCACCUCAACCCCUCCUUAUCGCCAAACCAUUAGCAAAUACUAGUUAAAUGUUGAAAGCUCCCUAACAUUUAAAUAUAAAAAUAAACAGAAUUAUACUUUAUGCUCCAUUUAAUACGUAUCUUUACUCAAAAAUAUGUCUCCGAUAGAUCACUGUUUUAAUUUUCCAUCUUGCGUUGAACUGUAUUAAUAUUCGUUGGCUCUCCUUCACUGGUAAACUUUGGCAGCAAAUGACGAACUUGAGGCUUUGAGAAAGGAAUGACACAGGCAUUCCUGCCUGGAUGUUCGCUCACGGAUGAGCGGCGUCUGAUCCGCUCGCUGAUUGGGCAGGAAUCUCAUAAUGCAGCCAGUACGGGAUUGAUUUUCUCCGAUUCGUAUCAGCUUUUAGCCUUGAUUCGGUAGCUACAUUUUAAUCAUUCACUGUUACGUCAGAGCACAUGAGCCAAUCACAGACUGAGGUUAGUAAGUUCAGUCAAUCAGCCACACAAACUAUCAGUAAGUUACGUCAUAAAAUGGGGUUAGAGCUCUUUUGUAAAUCACACAGUUAUGUUCGAAUCCAUUUGCUAUUAAACUGAGGUUAGGAUGCCCUAAAUAUUCAGAAAAUAAGUUUGGCAACCCCAUUCAUACAAAGAGGUUAGAAUCCUUAACCAAUUUACCUUAACCAAUUUCAGAAUGAAAUAGAAAAUUUCCAUUAAGCAAUAUCUGUGGCGCAAUGGUAACAUAGUUACCUCAGGCACACUGAGUUGGCGGUUCGAUGCCUUUGCAAAACAUUCCUCCUAUCAUACCAAAUUUUAAAUCAUUGAAACAAGCAGAAAGUAAUGUACGAACCUCGGCUAACCAUAAGAAUUAUAACUCAUAAAUCGAAUGCUAAAUUGAAAUCCAUUCGGUGAUUGGAGAACCAUAGUCUGCCAAUCAGCGUGCGACUUUAGUGAUCACGAAAGCAAAAUCUCUUCAUUAGUUGAUGCUCAACUCUCAACGUGGAGGAUACGCUGUCCUUUUCUAGUCAUGGAGACGGGAAAAAUGUGAAAAUACUCAUGAUCCUUGUCAUUUCAAUAUUGUAUAUGUUCUCUGUAUUGCCGACGUUGAUCAUGCUUGUUAUAACCUUCCUGACGGAAUCUGUGCUUAGUGUUUUGUUCAUUGAAUGUUCGACUCGCUGCCACAAUGACUAAGGACAAUAGAUGUUUGUUAUACAAAAAAAAAUAAAAUGAAAACAUAUUUUACUGGAAAUGUCUUCUGUGAAGACGGAAGAUCUGUUCUGCUUUACCUUUGUAAAUGUUUGUUUGUAAAGCGUUGCUUUCAAGAUUAUAAUUGUUAUCAAUUGUAUAACAUAUUUAUGGAACUCUUCUGCUCAAUGUUUAUUGUCUUAUAUAUUAUGUGUUUCAAUUGCUACUUGCCAGACCUGCAGUCUUAUUUUAUGGUUCAUCCGUUGCAUUUACAUUCUAGCAAGAUGAGUAAACAUAACGCAGUGGCUUUUGUUCUUCCUGACAGUACUGAGUGAAGCUAACACUAAGAGUUUUAAAGUACUGACAGCAGCAGUCACUGGAAUCUGACACUGCUGAAAGCAGCAGUCACUGGAACCUGACACUGCUGAAAGCAGCAGUCACUGGAACCUUACACUGAUAACAGCAGCAGCCUCUGGUAUCUUCCGUGUCAUAUACGUUAACACUAUUGCUUGACACUGUAGUGAUGUAAAUGAUUUAGAAAAGCGAUAAGAUGAAGAAUGAGACACUUGGGAAUCUUCACUGAGGAAACGCUUCGCCAGCCACUGGCUGGCACAAGUGUCUCAUUCUACAACUUGACAAUGUUCUUCAUAGCUAACACGAGUGUGUAGUAAGAGGUAACUCAAGUGAUCAGCCUGGCUGCUGUGUGUGUAAACACAAUUUCACCAACACUGCCACUUGUCUCAUGUUUCACGUCUUCUUUCGGAAGUUAAUUAUAAAUUCCAUUAUUAUAAUUUUCGUAAAAAAAUAAUUUUAAUAGAUUGACGCACAUAAUCUUGGUUCUUCUUAAUUAUAUUCCUGUGUAUUGAUUCAUUGGAGACACAGGGUAUAUACUCUGAGGAUGUAUGUCUCUUGGUGUAUAUACACAGUUGAUUCUUAUCUCUGUUUUAAAGUAUUUUUU
Cherax quadricarinatus is the source of this 4914-nucleotide messenger RNA. NCBI's taxonomy places the organism in Eukaryota, Metazoa, Arthropoda, Malacostraca, Decapoda, Parastacidae. The record is from RefSeq and is a predicted model, not a curated record.